This is a messenger RNA of Mercenaria mercenaria, 1333 nucleotides long. RefSeq lists its product as uncharacterized. The coding region runs from base 665 to 1069 and encodes 134 amino acids. Lineage: Eukaryota; Metazoa; Mollusca; Bivalvia; Venerida; Veneridae. The record is from RefSeq and is a predicted model, not a curated record. The transcript is spliced from 5 exons.
UUGAUAUGUGUUUAAAGAACUUUGUUAAACAAUACAAUGCUACCAAUCUCUGAUUUCAAAGUGUUUUAAUAACAUAACUGAUCAUCAUGGAGAAAGAUUUAUAUGCUAUUGAUCGUUAGUUUUUUAAAUAUUGCGGUCUUACGCGAAUUCUACAUAUCGAAUGAAGAUAAUUUAUUUUACACGUGUAGUUGAACAUUAUUAUUUCUAUUCAUAUAAUCGAGUUAAGUAUCAUUAAUUAAAGCAUGGCAAAUAGUUAUAUGGCAAAACAAUGUUAUCAAGUUUUGAUGUUAUUUGAUGUGCGUUUUUUCUUUACCGGUCAAUGAAUCAAUAUGUAAUGAUUUAUUCUUCAGUGCUGACGGCUGUGAUAUAAUAGUUAAAGACACGAUUCCGACGCAUUUUCAAAUAGAGUUUAAUUCUGAAAAGCAGGUCGAGGUGUUUUUGCGAAAAAAUUGAUCAGAAAUGGAAAAUUCCUAACGGAAUACCUUGGCGUUUUAUCCAAAGCUGACGACGUGAUGGACAAAGAUACAAACUACACAUAUUUCUUUGACUUUAAUGGUGUCAAGUACUGAGGAACCAAAACUGUAUCAACCAUCGUUAGGACGGCUAGUAAAUCAUGCAGACAAAAAACAACAGAGAAAUUCAAGAAUAACAGUCAUUGGUGUGAAUGGGGUUCCUCAUCUUGUACUGUUUGCGACUAGAUUUGACUUGUAAUGAAAACUGCGACGAUGAGCCAGUUCAGCCUCCUGUAGAACGCAGAGCGUGUGAAUACCAAAGGAAGGUCUGUAGUUCGAUUGGUCAUGAGAACAACAACAGUGGUGUAACAUCGGCUUCCAAACGCAAAGCAGAAUACCCAGCACAAACAGGCAAAAAGAUUAAGGUCGUUCCUUGGACAGAGGAGCAGUUAGCGGCCAUGCGAAGGUCAUUCGCCAAAAAUCUCCGCUGCUUAAGAGUUUCUAACAAGGAGGAAUGCGAACGAGCAAGGAAAAAUGAGAGCCUGUUGCUUUUUCAUGACUGGAAGAACAUCAAAUUCCGUGUCCAUCAUGAAAUACAAAGAUUAAAGAAAAAAUGAAGUCAGUCUGAAAAAAAAAGUUAACAGAAAAAGAAAUAUCCGUUAAACUUGCAAUGAAAUCUAACAGACAUACAUUUUCAAAAUGUAAAAAUGUUUAUGUGUGGUUUUUUUUUACAUAAAGUCCUCAGACACUCGUUCAUGUACAUUAUUGUUUUUGCUGGAUGUUCAUGUUAAGAGGUCAUGAAAUAUCGACAAAUUACUAUUACGGGUUCGUGCAUGACAAAAAUAAUAAAUUGACUGAAAUAAAAGUAUUGUUGUUCUUCA